Messenger RNA from Vigna unguiculata (cowpea), 1300 nucleotides. Its product is annotated as ethylene-responsive transcription factor 3-like. Lineage: Eukaryota; Viridiplantae; Streptophyta; Magnoliopsida; Fabales; Fabaceae. The record is from RefSeq and is a predicted model, not a curated record. Gene Ontology annotation, biological process: regulation of DNA-templated transcription. Gene Ontology annotation, molecular function: DNA-binding transcription factor activity; DNA binding.
AAACCCACAGGGGAAGGAAAAGAAAGAAAAGUAGAAAACUACACUCUUGAGGUCCAUUCUAAAUCUUAUUAAUAUAUUUUUUUUGGUGUAGAUGAAGAUCAAGAGAAGGUGUUGUUGUGAGUUGUGUUGUUUUGUGUUGUUAUGGUGCCUUCCUUCAACCACAUACCCUCUCUCCCUCUACCACCCAUUUUCAUCUUUCUCUCUCUUCUUCCUCAUCUUUCUUUCUCUCAUCUUCUCAAUCUCAUCACCACCAUCAUAAUCUUCUCCAACCUUCAAUCCCUCAAAACAUCACCCUUUAGGCAUUAACCCAAAGGACCCUUUUGUCACAAACAUUUCACCCUCCAAAGAAAGGUCAAAGGCUGCAACUUUUCUCUAUCAAUCUCGCAUUUUUCAUCGUUUAUAGCCCGGUUUUGGUUUCUGGGUUGUCUUGGAAUUCCAAAAGAUUCGAACUUUGAACAUGGGUGGUGGUGGCGCCGCUGGGGAAUCCGGUUCAAGGCCGGUUUUUUUCAAAGAACAGAAAUACCGCGGCGUCCGGAAGAGACCGUGGGGCCGGUUCGCCGCCGAAAUCAGAGACCCUUUGAAGAAAGCCAGGGUUUGGCUCGGAACCUUCGACUCCGCCGAGGAUGCGGCGCGUGCGUACGACGCGGCGGCGAGAACCCUCCGGGGACCCAAGGCGAAAACCAACUUUCCCCUCCCUCCGCCGUUCUACCACCCCGAUCCGUUCACUGACCACCGGUAUUUCGCCGGCCCCGGGGAGCCCUUUCACGAUCACCGGCAGCCCACCUCCAGCGGCAUGAGCAGUACCGUCGAGUCAUUCAGCGGCCCGCGCGCCGCCGCCGCCACUGCGAAUCCCGUGACCGUCGCUCGGAGGUACCCCCGAACGCCGCCGGUAGUCCCCGAGGACUGCCGCAGCGACUGCGACUCUUCGUCCUCCGUCGUGGAAGACGGCGACGGCGACAACGCUGCAUCGUCGUUUCGGAGAGAACCGUUGCCGUUUGAUCUUAACGUGUUGCCGUUGGAGGAUUCCGACGUGGGAAACGGUGUGGAUAAUGAUAUGUUCUGCACCGUUCUUUGUCUCUGAUGAUGAUGAUGUAUUGGUUCGUCGAAGGAAUUAUUAAUUUUUUUUCUUCUCUUUAUUGAUUUUUUUUAUCUUUCUCUUUUUCCCCUCUCUUUUUUACUAUGCGGAGAAAAAUGAAAAAGAAAAAGAAAAUUAUGAUUGAUGAUCAGUUAUGAAGAUUAUGGUAAUAUGAUCUUAAUUUCUGUGAGAGUAAAUAUUCAAGAUAUUGUUUUUUUUUUCAAA